This is a messenger RNA of Erpetoichthys calabaricus (reedfish), 1241 nucleotides long. It is a transcript of the gene socs1a, whose product is annotated as suppressor of cytokine signaling 1a. Gene Ontology annotation, cellular component: phosphatidylinositol 3-kinase complex. Gene Ontology annotation, molecular function: 1-phosphatidylinositol-3-kinase regulator activity. Gene Ontology annotation, biological process: intracellular signal transduction; phosphatidylinositol phosphate biosynthetic process. Bases 349 to 960 code for a protein of 203 amino acids. The transcript has 2 exons. The record is from RefSeq and is a predicted model, not a curated record. Lineage: Eukaryota; Metazoa; Chordata; Cladistia; Polypteriformes; Polypteridae.
GAACUGGGUGGGCGUGGCUUUGUAUGUAGAAAAGAAAAGGCAGCGCGCCUGGUUACUCGCGAUCAAUGAAAUGAGGCAGGCGGUCGGGCUGAGUGCGCACUCCCGAUACCCGAAGCGACAGAGCCCUUCACACACCCACGCGGCUCAGCACCGGCCCGGGUCCGACAGCAGCUCUGGCGGCGCUGGACUGGCGAACCUCGCUCCACCGUCACCUGCUGCGUUUUUAUCCACAGAAACGCUCUCACUGAAGCAUUUAACCUCAUUAGUAACCACGUAAAAUAUCCUGACCUGGAUUGACCCCAAUGAGAGACGCUAUGGAAGACCACAUAGUCUGGUCUAUGGUGUAGGAUGGUAGCACAUAGUAACCUGGCAGAUAAUGCACCAGCUGACAACAGAGCAAGAAAUCAUCCUCAGGUACCCAAUAUUCCUCAAAGGCACAGAGAGUCCCGGCCCAGCAUCGCCAGCGCUUUGACUCAAACACACUUCAGACCGUUUCGAUCAGAGAGUGACUUCAGGAUUAUUACAAUGACUACCUCCAUGCUGGAGAACAGCGGCUUCUAUUGGGGUCCUAUGACGGUUGAGGAAGCCCACUCAAAACUGAAAGACGAACCUCUGGGUACCUUUCUUAUUCGGGACAGCAGACAAAAAGAUUUCUUUUUCACCUUGAGUGUGAAAACUAAAUCUGGGCCAACGAGCAUCCGGAUUGAUUUCAAAAACUCUUGCUUCAGUUUAGUUGGCAGCAAGGAAGAGUUUGACUGUCUCAUUAAGUUGUUGGAAUAUUACAUGGCUUCUCCAAAAAGGAGCCUGGUAAGGCCACUACGGAAAGUAAAGGUGCAAAGUUUGCAGGAACUCUGUCGAAGAAAGACAAUUGAGACUUUUGGAAAGGACAACAUUGACAGUAUUCCAAUACACAAUACUGUUUUGAAAGACUACUUGAAAUCGUUUCCAUUCUGGAUAUAAUGGGAAAUCACUUGGCAUUAACUCACUGCCUUAAGGAUUUGUGGAAUAUGCUAACGAGACGGUGUUUCACUUUCCUAGUCUACAGUUUGAAUGGAAUAUAUUUUUGUAGCAAACUAAAAUAUUCUGAAAUGAAACUUGAAAAGUUUAUUUCAAAAGUUUACAUACAUGCUAAAUGUUUACACUAUUUAUGGGAAGUUCAUGCCCAAUCGUAUUUGUCUGCUGUGCAGACAGAAAUAUUUUUUAUAUUUUCUUGUGAAAAUAAAUUUUAUAUUCAAACUAAA